AUGUCUCAGAGGUCAGUGUCAAUUUUGGCCUUUGCUGCGGGCUAUAAAGAAAAUGUCCCAGAGAUAGCGGAGUUCCUGCCAGUUUCUCAUGGUACAAGAGCUGUGCGUUUUGCGGAUGGUCGAGUGGAGGAAGAUGUUGAUGCGAUUUUAUUCGCUACAGGCUACUACUAUUCUUUUCCAUUUCUUUCCUCUUCGCUUGAAUCUAAACUCAUAUCAACAGGGGAAAGAGUACAGCAUCUGUACAAGCAUUUGUUCUAUAUAGAUGAUCCUACUAUAGCUUUCAUCGGUCUUCCUGCGAAGAUCAUUCCUUUCCGAACAGCCGAAGGGCAAGGGGCCGUCGUAGCUCGCGUAUGGGCUGAUAGGCUUGAUCUUCCUUCGACGUCGGAGAUGAGUAGGUGGGAAGAGGACGUCGUCGCGGAACACGGUGUUGGCAGAUCGUUUCAUGUUCUGUCAUUUCCAAAAGACAUCGACUACCAUAAUGAACUAGUAGAUUGGGCAACGCGUGCUACUGGUCGAGGAGGCAAGAUGUCAAUGAGAUGGUCAGCGAAAGAAAGAUGGGCGAGAGAGAGGUUUCCGGCUAUAAAGAAGGCCUUUGCAGAUGAAGGGGAUGCUCGUCAUGAUAUCAAGACUUUACAGGAGCUCGGGUUUGAUUACGAUGCGUGGCUCAGGGAGCAACUUCCACAGAAUGGCGUAGAAGCAGGACAUUCCUAA
Molecule: messenger RNA, 711 nt
Organism: Letharia columbiana
Lineage: Eukaryota; Fungi; Ascomycota; Lecanoromycetes; Lecanorales; Parmeliaceae
Exons: 1
Coding region: 1-711 (236 amino acids)
Molecular function (GO): NADP binding; N,N-dimethylaniline monooxygenase activity; flavin adenine dinucleotide binding
Source: RefSeq, a predicted model, not a curated record